Momordica charantia (bitter melon) is the source of this 659-nucleotide messenger RNA. RefSeq lists its product as uncharacterized. The record is from RefSeq and is a predicted model, not a curated record. NCBI's taxonomy places the organism in Eukaryota, Viridiplantae, Streptophyta, Magnoliopsida, Cucurbitales, Cucurbitaceae.
UUCGUUGAUUUUGUAGCUCCUCCGGAUGUCGAUUUUCUAUCAUUCUACGCACUCCCUCACCGCCUCUACAAUCGCCGUUCCUCUCUGCUCGCGCUUCCGUGUUCCGCCGGAAAUCUGCUUCUCUUCGCAUCAUCGCCGCCGUUCAUCUCUCUUGCUCUCCUCCAAUCCUUAUGCUAGCUCCGCCGCUUGCAGCGCAGCAGUACGUCCGCCACCGGACUCCGGUCCGCCUCCCGACAAGGAUCCGAUUCGUGCAAAAGGUUUCCCAGCAUUUUUCUCAAAAUUUCAGGACAGAGUACAGAUUUUCUUUGCUGUGUUAUUCUGGAUGUCCCUCUUCUUCUGGACUUCAGUAUUGGAUGGAAAAAAUAGACCCAAUAAGGGCUCUCGAUUUAGACGAUAGCUUUGUAAACAAGCAAGCAUUAUUUUGUAAAGGAUUGUAGGUUAAUACAUAAUAGUGUUAGGCUACUUUAGUAUAUUUUAGAUGAUGAUACCAAACAUGGAAGGCUAUAUACCCUGUAUAUUGUGUAGCUGCAUACUGAGUGGUCUAAGAAACAAUUGGAAGUAAACCGACAUGGAAAGCUGUAUUCUGUUUUGUACUCUAAUCAAGUUUCAUGAAUUUCGUUAAGGGACGUUUUGUUUUAGGGAUUUUAGAUGUCUAGAAA